AUGUCCUCUCUUCUCCCCAACAUCCUCAUCAUACCAGGGGCUUGCGUUCCUGCCCUCGGCUACAAGACUAUAGUCGACCGACUUCGUGAAGAAGGCCUCAACGCGAGCGUCUUUGAGCUCCCCACGGCCAACGGCGCUGCUCUCGGACAUGCUGCAACAAUGGAAGAAGACGUAGCGUUCUUCAGCGGCGUUCUGACCGCAAUGUGCAGCACCGGGGCCGACGUUGUUGUUCUUGCACACUCUUACGCUGGAUGCGUUGCGAGCGAUGCGAUCCAUGGGUUGACAGAGAAGGCGGCCGGAAGAGGUCGAGUCCAUGGUUUGAUCGCCCUCACAGCGGCGCUGCCAAAAGUGGGAGAGAGCAUGGGCGGUCUUCUGGCCCAUCUCAGCUUUGACUUGUUCGAACCAAAGGGCGACUUUGUUGCGCACAAGGACUUCAGCCUCUCCGCUCGCAUCCUGUACAAUGAUUUACCACUCGAAGAGGGAGUGAAGUGGGCGGAGACGCUGAGGCCUCAAUUGGCAAUCAGCUACUCGGGAAAAGUCCAGCAUGCUGCGUAUCGCAAUGUCGAGAAGCUCUUCUAUCUCCGUUGCUCAGCCGACGAGUGUCUGCCGCCCAACUUUCAGGAUGAGAUGAUCAAGAACGGCACGGAUACAGGGCAUCAUGUCGAGGUCCACAAUGUAGAAGGAGCAGGACACUGCCCCAAUGCCUCUAUGCCAGACAAAGUUGCUCAACUUGCUGGUGGCAUAGUCAAGAAUCACUUCAUAUAA
This is a messenger RNA of Zasmidium cellare ATCC 36951, 765 nucleotides long. RefSeq lists its product as uncharacterized. The record is from RefSeq and is a predicted model, not a curated record. Lineage: Eukaryota; Fungi; Ascomycota; Dothideomycetes; Mycosphaerellales; Mycosphaerellaceae. The coding region runs from base 1 to 765 and encodes 254 amino acids. The transcript has 2 exons.